Messenger RNA from Aureobasidium vineae, 1557 nucleotides. NCBI's taxonomy places the organism in Eukaryota, Fungi, Ascomycota, Dothideomycetes, Dothideales, Saccotheciaceae. The record is from the annotation of a GenBank genome assembly.
AUGUCGCUCCGCGCCGCGCCCUCGACGGGCUUCCUCCAGUCUUUCCUCGCCGUCGCCUCAGCAUCUCUCCGUCCUGCCGGUCCCUCAAGGAGCUUCCNNCUCCCCCUCGGCGCUCGGUUAUGGCCCGCCCCUCUACUUCCCUCGAUCGUCAUUCCAAUUCCUAGCCUAGUCUCGGAUAUCUGGGAGUCAAUCCUCAAGGCUGUACCAAAGAAGAAGACGUCACACAUGAAGAAGCGUCACCGACAGAUGGCCGGCAAGGGUCUCAAGGAUGUCACUUCGCUCAACAAGUGCUCUGGCUGUGGAAGAGUCAAGCGCGCACAUUACCUGUGCCCCCACUGUGUCAUGAACAUCAAGAAGUGGUUCAGCAACGACUUUGGUCCCAAGAGAGAAAAGCCCGAGUGGACUGAGUGGGAGAAGCAGGAGUACAAGAAGAAGUUGGACCGAAGAGGUUACAAAUACGACGAGAGCGAGUUCGAAAAGCCCACGGCUGAGCCGUCGGCUGACAUUGUCGAAAAGAAGGAAGGAAGACGACCCGGCGGCGAGAAUGUCGCGCGUGGCAUGAAUCGACUGUAUUACUACUACUAUUCUUGUUCGAAACAAUAUCUCCAGACGCACAGCAUCCCAGACGCCUCGCCCGCCGACAUCUACAGCGUCGCAACCACUCCCACCCAUCUCAUCACUGCCUCUGGCUCCUCCUCACUACACGUCUACUCGACCGCACCCACCAACGACGAGAACAAUCCUUACCCUCUUGUCCAGACCCUGCAAGAUGCGCACAAGCUCGGCACCCACCACAUCGCCGUCAGCGCCAAUGGCAAGACCGCCGCAUCAGCUGGCUUUGGUGGUGAAGUGAAGGUCUGGUCCAUAGACGACGAGUCCUCGAAAUGGGCACUCAAGGGUUCAAUUGUAGACGACUCAAAAACAGCACAGGCAAAGAACGCAGGCGAGACUUGGGCCGUCGCCCUGAGCGAAGACGGCCAAUUCCUCGCCGCCACAACCNUUGACGGCCGCAUCAACGUCUGGGACCUCAACACCCUGACCGCAGACUCGGCCACAAAACUGCGCGAGUACGAGACAAAGGGCAGUUUCGGCAUGAGCGUUGCCCUGUCCGCUGAUGGCGAAUUCACUGCCUCGGGACAUGCAAAUGGAGCUGUGUAUCUCUUCAACAACACCACUGGUAGACUGGCUCACUCGCUGCAAGGUCUGGUCAAGCCCGUGAGGACGGUGGCUUUUUCGCCGGCGAGCAAGUUCUUGGCUGCAGGCGGUGAUGCAAAGAUUAUUGCUUUGUAUGAUGUCAAGAAUGGUGAGCAGGUGGCCAAUCUCACUGGCUCGCAGAGCUGGGUCAUGAGUCUGGAUUGGAGUACUUCGGGUGAGNAACCUGUUGAGCGGGUCUGGAGUGUCGAGCGCCGCGACUGUGUCGCUACUCAGACCGAGUCGGACAAGACGCUCUGGGCCGUAAAGUGGCUCCCCAAGACGCCCAUGACGAGAAACGAGACCUUUGUCACAGUCGGCGCAAACAGAAGCAUUAGUUUCUACCGCGAGGCCAGCGGUGGUUGA